This is a messenger RNA of Lineus longissimus, 3510 nucleotides long. Its product is annotated as E3 ubiquitin-protein ligase Mdm2-like. The transcript is spliced from 5 exons. The record is from RefSeq and is a predicted model, not a curated record. NCBI's taxonomy places the organism in Eukaryota, Metazoa, Nemertea, Pilidiophora, Heteronemertea, Lineidae. Gene Ontology annotation, molecular function: ubiquitin protein ligase activity. The coding region runs from base 230 to 1837 and encodes 535 amino acids. Gene Ontology annotation, biological process: cell cycle; protein ubiquitination; negative regulation of apoptotic process.
GAAAUUGUUUAAUUGCAGCUUUUGGGCGAGUUUGUGAACGAUGGUGAAUGGUGUAAGAUGCAUGCUACGACCUAGGCCUAAUAUGCUAUGUCUAGCUCUGGGUUUAUUUUAAGCACAUCUUAUAUAACCCCCUACUGUUUAUCUUGUGAGAAGUCUUAAUCGGACUUUUUAUGCGCAAAUCGUAUGUAGUCGAAAAAUCCAUCAUCUACGGAGUGGACUUGCCAAUGCCAUGAAAGCAGCUUCUGAAACAUCCCCUGACUGCAGAAAGAGACGGAGAAGAAAACGUUGUCCUUCAUCUAUAAGUUUUGUGAGCAGUGAUGGAGAAGGACCAUGGGCUAUACAUGUUGUGGAAGUCCCAUCUCCGGAUUCAAGUAGUGACAAGCUUAGUGUUCAGAGCAAGGAAACUAAUUGGGUGAGAAGUUCUAGUGACACCAUCAUCACUGAUGCCGAGUUACCUGUUAUUGACUGGGAUGAUGAUGACAACCCACCUUUCACUAUUGAAUAUGAGGUGCGUUCACCGUCCAGUGGUGAUUAUGGGGAAAGUGAUGCCUCAUCAGAAAAUGAAGCACACUUCAGACAGGAGAUCUUGGUGGUCUGCACUGACAGUGAUGUGGAGUUCUUUGCUGACUACAGUGAAUCAGAGGAUGAUGAAUCAGACCCUGAAAUAGCAUCUGAUAAGUGGAUAUGCGGUAGUUGCGGGGACCUAAACUCUCCUUUAAGUCGCUAUUGUCUGUGCUGCUGGAAAGAGCGUCCAGGCUGGCUUCCAGAGAUGGGCAGAUUUCGAAGAUCGCUGUCUGCUCCAACGGGUCUACCAUCUUCAUCAGCCUCUUCAAGUCCCCCGGGUGCAUGUAUUGCCUGCGACACUUCAGGUCAACCACAACAGCCUGCUGAACUGCCUUUGCCGUGUGAUGAAAUACUACUUGAAUCAGUUGCAGAAAUUUCACCUGUUGCUCUGUCUAAGUCUAGUGAAAUAACAUUACUCUCAACAGCACAGUCUGGGCAUAUAGCCUCAUCUUCCUCCUCUUAUACUCACUGUGCUUAUCCCAGGCUGGUCAACUCACUAGUGAGGAAACAUUCGGCUACAUCUGCAGGCGGUGAUUCUGUUUUAUGUUCAGGGAGUCAAGACAUUGAAAUAUCUGUAACUUCCAAAACUCCUAAUCCAGCUGGAGAUAUGCAGUCUCUGUCUGCUAGUUCCCAACCUGGUUCGCAGGAAUCUGGCGUAUUUGAUACUUUUGCUGCUGCUAGUGCUAAGCCCGUGUUUUCUUCUCCCUUAGAGGCCAAUUCGCAGCCCAUUUGUACGAGAUUAAGCACUGGUGUGGUACCAUUUGAUGAUGUUGAUGGACCUCCUCCUAUGCCGUCCUUUAGUUUUCGGUGUAAAGCCUUAGAAACAAAUGACUCCACAAAACCUAUCCCUUGUGAUAUCUUUGACGGAUUUAAAGAUAUGGACAAAGAUGAGACGUUCACAGUACAAUUUCUGGAUGGGCUGUCAGUUUCUCAAGAGUCUGCUGUACGGGUCCAAGAACAAUUCAGUAAACCAGUUAUCCCUGCAAAAAUGUCUCUGUACAAUUUUGAUUCGGUGGAACGACAUUUAAAAGAACCUAAUCCACCGUCCACAAGUAAGCAAGGCUUUUCAGAGCGUGGGCAACAUAGCAGAGUGUCCCAGGCUGGUGAGUGUCCAUUCUGCUUGAAACAGUCCAGCAAUGCUGUACUGAUUCAUGGGAAAACUGGCCAUCAAGUGUGUUGUUAUAAGUGUGCCAGAAAAUUGCGUCGUCGUGGUAAACCUUGCCCAGUUUGCCGUAAACCUAUACAGAAGGUGAUAAAGAAUUUUAUAAUAUAGUUUAACAGUGACUUGAUCCACUGUUCAUGAACUUUUAAAUUGUGUCUAAUGCUUGUUUUAGUUACUGUAUCUAUGGCUUCUAUUCCCAUGGCGCAGGCAGGUUAGGGGUAUACCUUGAAUUGUAUGGACUGAAAGAUUGAAUUGCAGUGGAAAUCUGAUGCAAUAUCAAAGAGGCCAUAUCGAAGAAACAAUUUAAACGAACUAGUUGUCCACAGACCCCCGCACUGUUGCUUGCAUAUGAAAAUAUAUUAAUUGGUUCGAUAUGAGGCAAUGUCAGCAUGCCUCAUACAGGUACAAAAUAGGCCCAUUUUUACACUUUUUAUUUUACUGUCAACUGAGUGUGUUGAUGUGUUGCCGUGGUGUCGUGAGAUCCGGUACAUGUCAGGUUUGUAAAAGGGAUGUGGAACCCUGAAGGCCCAUGAACAAUGCCAUUCUAUACCACAAAGAUUGGAAGUUCAUUAUAGAAUCCUUUGUCCCCGGGAUACUCUAUCUUUGGAUAUUUGAAGUGUUACACCUAACCUUCACCCCCCCUCCCGAAAGAUUGAGGAUAUUUUCCUUGCAAGAUGCAUUGACACCAGUCUUUGAUACAUGUAUCUGUCGAAAUGCUUGUCAUCAAUAAUCAAUCAUAUUCGUUCAGCCCAUUAUGUGGGCGAGUUUAGUAAAAUUGGAUAAACAAAAUAUAUCUCAUGGGGUUAUGGAUUGAGUUGCAAUUAAAAUACACAUAGUCAACAGGCAGGCCAGAGGUUCAGUACCAUGAGCAGGUCUUGGCCCAUCCUGGUAUCAACCAGUGGUUUUAAAUAUACUCCACCUCUCGAUAUUUCGAACGUUAUGACGAGGAAGUGAACAAAAGUCUGAAUCUCAGGGUGUGAUAGGCAAUGAGCCUAUUCAGAUUCAUCAAGUAUUGAACACUGUGGUCGUGCUCUCUUAGACAGUCCAUGGUCACCGUCAUUGAAACUCCCUUAGUAAUCGAGGGCGAGCUCUGGCUAACACAGCACCGAUAAUGCCCCUAUCGGGUCCCGCGGAAUAUCCUCUCAACCAGAAAGUUUUCACUCCACCAGACCCCCGGAAUAACCCUCUGCUGUACUAAAAAUUGGUGCUCAAUCUCACCCCCCCCCCAAUAGAUUCGGCUAUUAGGCUAUAUGCUAAACGUGCCAAAGCCACAAUGCUUGUACAUGUAGAUCCCUGAUAUUGUUGUGUGCAAAGAGGCUAGUAUGAAUUUGUGUAUUGAUGGGCAUUAAGAAAUACUAGCAUAUACCCGUGGCGCGGGCUGUUCGAGGUAUAAAAAUCAGAUUGUGUGGAUGCUGGUAUGUUGUGGGUUUGGUGUAAAUGGGGUGCUGGUUUGUGAGUAACACUUCUUUUCAUAAGUGUAAUACUUCUUGAAAACGGAACUAUGUAACCAUGUACAUGAUGUACAGACGUCCACAAUGCUAAACCAAUUCUCGGAAAACCAAGAUGGUGUAGACUGGUGAUGUAGGCCUACUCGAUAUCAGCCAGCGAUUAGCGCCAGAAUGGUUGAAGUUACCGGUGUGUGCAUAAAUCUUGUCUCCCGUUGGGUACAUAGUGUCCUAAGAUGAGCUAUUUGUGAAUAAAUGGCUGUCUCGAGGUGAAAAAGCAGCAUUUUUCCUUCAGAUAUGGGCGCCGCCAUCUUGCAUGCUGGCAUCAGUGACGUCGAU